GAAGCGGCGGGCGGUGGCAGCAAGACGGAGGUGCGGCGGCGGCGCCCUCGGGCCGCGGCGCGGUGGCUGGAGGAUGGGCACCCAAGGCAGUCCGGUGAAGAGCUACGACUAUCUGCUCAAGUUCCUGCUGGUGGGCGACAGCGACGUGGGCAAGGGCGAGAUACUGGAAAGCCUGCAGGACGGGGCGGCCGAGUCCCCCUACGCUUACAGCAACGGGAUUGACUACAAGACAACCACCAUUCUGCUGGACGGCCGGCGUGUCAAGCUGGAGCUCUGGGACACAUCGGGCCAGGGCCGGUUCUGUACCAUCUUUAGGUCCUACUCCAGAGGUGCACAGGGCAUCCUCCUGGUAUAUGACAUUACCAACCGCUGGUCUUUUGAUGGCAUCGACCGGUGGAUCAAGGAGAUUGAUGAGCAUGCACCUGGGGUUCCUCGGAUUCUAGUUGGGAACCGGCUGCACCUGGCCUUCAAGCGGCAAGUGCCAACAGAGCAGGCUCGUGCCUAUGCAGAGAAGAACUGCAUGACCUUCUUUGAGGUCAGCCCCCUGUGCAACUUCAACGUCAUCGAGUCCUUCACAGAACUCUCUCGCAUCGUGCUCAUGCGGCACGGAAUGGAGAAGAUCUGGAGGCCUAAUCGAGUGUUCAGCUUGCAGGAUCUCUGCUGCCGUGCCAUCGUCUCCUGCACUCCUGUACAUCUCAUCGACAAGCUCCCACUGCCUGUCACUAUCAAGAGCCACCUCAAGUCCUUCUCAAUGGCAAAUGGCAUGAAUGCUGUCAUGAUGCAUGGCCGUUCCUAUUCUCUGGCCAGUGGGGCCGGAGGCAGCAGCAGCAAAGGCAAUAGCCUUAAGCGGUCCAAAUCUAUCCGUCCCCCUCAGAGCCCUCCCCAGAACUGCUCUCGGAGCAACUGCAAGAUCUCCUAGCAGUACCAGUGCGGAUCACCUGUGCAGACUCUGGGAGGCUCACUGGGGUGUUCCUGACCAGGUACUAGGCCCUGCUGUGUGUAUGAGGACUUGGCCACACAGCCCUGCUUAGGAGGCACCAGGUUGCCUCCACACCUGGCCUGGGAAGAGAGGAGAAGCAUGUAGGAGAACAUGCUCUGUUAGACUGGCAGAAGGGCCUGUGGGCAGCUGGGCUGCUGGUGCUACAAGGCCCUGAUCUGAAUUAACCUCCAAUGCCACAGCUAUGUGGGCUUGGGCCAGGAGGGACCCUAGCUCCCCUUCUUAUUUAUACAGAGAACAUUUCACUCAUUUUGUAUUUUAAAGGGCUGUCUGGAAAGCCUGGAUGCAACCAUGUGAUGAAGUGGCCUCUCCAGGGUCACAGCCACAGGGCAAAUUCCACAUGUCUACAGAAGGAUUUAAGGCAGUGGUGGCAGGAAUGGCAAAGCUGGAUGAUUUUUGGAUUUGCAUACACUUUGUCUGGGAGGUACAGAGGGGCCAGUGGGGAACAGAUGGGCAAAGGCACCCUCCAGAAGCUUCUGCAGUGAUCUUGGCCCCAGCUUCAUUUUUGACUGGGGUAGUCAGUGUGCUACAGCCAAGAAUGUAGCUCCUGCCAACCCUCCGUGGAUGUCAUCCCUAUACAUUGGAGCUCUUAAAACUCAGGAGAAGGAAAAAAUGGGACACACCCCAUCUUUGCCACUCUGUAGUUCCCUCCCAAUUGUGACUUGACAACUUUGGUGAUGUUUACUACACAGACUCAGAUCUGUACCUCCAGGUUGAGGAAGCAGAACUGUUUGCAGACUUGUGAAAUGGAGCCAUAGCCUAUGCUCCUCUAGUGGUGUCCAGGUCACUGGCCAACUCUGUCCAGCCUCUGUUCUUAGCAGCUUGUGCUUAUCAACCUCAGCUAUGUUCCUGUAGCUGCUCCUUGCCUGACAUAGCCCUUCUGACCAGAAGCUCACGUAUCAUUGGAACUUCUUUGGCCUGUUUCUUAGUGUCACAACCUGGAAUAGCAGCCUCAUCUACUCUGUGGGCAAGAAUGGAUGCUAAACCCUCUCAAGAACCGUUGGCCAGCCCCUAUGCUGAAGCACAGCAAGGUCUGGUCAUCUUGCCCUUCUUGAAGCCAUGGACAAAUCCUCCACAGUGCUCCUCCUCCUCUGUGCCCUAGGUAGCCAUCUCCAUGGGGACAUUACCCUCUAACUGAUUUCUGUCCUGGUCUGAUGACAAAGCCUUCUAUUACACGGUGCUCAACUCUACCUCCUGCCCUGGUCCAUGGCCACAGCAGGAGCCCUGCCUCGGCCAUGGCCCUCCUCACAAGUACCCUCAUGUGUCCUGAGAUGGAUCUGCUCUCUAUGGCCAUAUAGCACCAUGGAUUAUUCUGUAAAGGGAGUCAUGCCAUCAGGGAGAGGACUGUGGUUGUGUGAGCUGCCUGAUACCAGUGGCUCCCUGGCCCUGAGGCUGACCGCAGGCAGGUUAGGCAGAGGACUCCUGCCCGUCGGACUUCAGAUUUCCCCCACUCACCUGUACAGCUGCUGCCAGCAAGGGCCCUUUCUUUGAAAUCAUGAACAAAAUUGCACAGACUUUGUUUUGAGGACCUGCAUGGUCUUGUGUGCACAGUAUCAACACUACCCUGCUGCUGUCGGACUCCACCAUUCCUGGGUUCUUUGAACUGUUCUUCAUUGUACAGUAAAUCUAAUUCAACUGUGA
Molecule: messenger RNA, 2638 nt
Organism: Octodon degus (degu)
Lineage: Eukaryota; Metazoa; Chordata; Mammalia; Rodentia; Octodontidae
Gene: Rab40c
Product: RAB40C, member RAS oncogene family
Exons: 7
Coding region: 74-919 (281 amino acids)
Biological process (GO): protein localization to plasma membrane; intracellular signal transduction
Cellular component (GO): synaptic vesicle; endosome; plasma membrane
Molecular function (GO): GTPase activity; GTP binding
Source: RefSeq, a predicted model, not a curated record